GACGCCAGCCAGACCCGAGCUGUUGGUUCCAUCGGCGGAGUAAAGAUGGCUGACCAAGGCGCCGCAGAUCCUGGUAACAACAACAAUAAUACACCCGAGGCCUCUGAAGGAACUAUUAUUAAGGUUACAGUGAAAACCCCUAAAGACAAAGAAGAAAUCGCCAUCGCAGAAGAUGCCUCUGUCACCCAGUUCAAAGAAGAGAUCUCGAGGCGGUUCAAAGCCAAACAGGACCAGUUGGUUCUGAUUUUUGCAGGGAAGAUCUUGAAGGACGGCGACAGCCUCAGCCAACACGGCAUCAAAGACGGCCUGACAGUUCACCUAGUCAUAAAGACAGCACACAAGGCUGGAGAUGGCGGUAGCACUUCAGCUUCUAGCUCAACCUCCACUCAAGCAGGCAGUGCCUCCACCUCUAGUCCAAGCACCAACCCCCCUUCUACAACAGGCUCCACUGGUUCUGCCCCACCACCCACACAAACGCCAAACAUAUUGACUGGCUUUGGUGACCUGGCUGGUCUGGCUGGACUGGGAAUGGGCUCCUCUAACUUUAUGGAACUGCAGCAGCAAAUGCAGAGGCAGCUCAUGUCCAACCCGGAGAUGCUUUCUCAGAUCAUGGAGAACCCGCUGGUGCAGAACAUGAUGUCCAACCCAGACCUGAUGCGACAGAUGAUCAUGGCUAAUCCUCAGAUGCAGCAGCUGAUGGAACGCAACCCUGAGAUCUCCCACAUGCUCAACAACCCUGAGCUCAUGAGACAGACAAUGGAGCUAGCCAGGAACCCAGCCAUGAUGCAGGAAAUGAUGCGGAACCAGGACCGGGCUCUUAGCAACUUGGAGAGCAUCCCGGGAGGUUACAAUGCUUUGCGGAGGAUGUACACAGACAUCCAGGAACCCAUGUUCAGCGCUGCCAGGGAACAGUUUGGUAGCAACCCGUUUUCAGCUCUUGGUGGAGGCUCUGACUCUGGCGUCCAGCCAUCAAGGACAGAGAACCGGGAGCCCCUGCCUAAUCCAUGGGGGCCACCAAACUCUUCUAACCCCUCUGAGAGUGGAAGUGGUACCACAGGAAGUACUAGCACCACUGGGGGCACCAACCCCACUGUGUCCAACCCUCUCGGCAUCAACCCUGGCAGUCUGGGAAAUGGUAAGGCAGAUCAGGUCACAAAUCCUGAUACAGCACCUUGUUUACGGUGCAUCGCCGUGCUAACAUCUUUUUUUGUUGCAGGCAUGUUCAACAGCCCGGGCAUGCAGAGCCUACUGCAGCAGAUCUCGGAAAACCCUCAGCUGAUGCAGAACAUGCUGUCGGCUCCGUACAUGCGCAGCAUGAUGCAGUCACUGGCUCAAAACCCAGAGUUAGCCUCCCAGGUUUUGAUGAAUAAUCCCUUGUUUGCUGGAAACCCACAGCUGCAGGAACAGUUCAGAUCUCAGCUGCCUAUUUUCCUGCAGCAGAUGCAGAACCCAGAGGCUCUGUCAGUGAUGACCAAUCCCCGCGCCAUGCAAGCUCUAAUGCAGAUUCAACAGGGUCUACAGACACUGCAGACAGAAGCGCCAGGCCUCAUGCCCAGUUUGAUGACAGGUGGAAUUCCUGGCAUACCCACAGGAGGGGGCAUGCCCGCAGAGAACCCUGCCUCCUCGCCCAGCAGCGCUGGAACAAACACCGCCCAGCAGCAGCUGAUGCAACAGAUGCUCCAGAUGUUUGCUGGAGGAGGUGGAGGAGGAAGUGCAACGACCCAGACCCCAGAGGUUCGGUUCCAGUCCCAGCUGGACCAGCUGAACGCCAUGGGCUUCAUCAACCGCGAGGCCAACCUGCAGGCCCUCAUCGCUACUGGAGGAGACAUCAACGCCGCUAUCGAGAGACUGCUGGGCUCACAGCCCUCGUAAAGACAUACAGUACAUACUGAUACACAGACACGCGCAUACAUACGUUCAUACCUAACUUCAUAAACACCCAUCAUCUGCAGAGAACCAAGAGAAAGUUAAGUGUAUUGUCCCAAACUUUACAGAAGAAACUUGGGCAGGAUCUGUAAGACCCUCACUCUACAUCAGAUCAUUCCCUACUCCCCAUAUUUUUUUGGCAUCGAGGCGGACUGAACCACUCUCACCUGGAAGGGUGUUCUGGUGCAGAGAAAAGGAGCAGAAACCUCUCCUGAAAAGGGAUUCCCAACCAUUUUCUUCAUUCGUUGUUUUCUUCACAUAAGGCCGGAGUCAAAGUGUUGCAGUCAAACUUUUAAAUGAUACAGAUUAAACCCGUGUGAUGUGAUCGGCAGUCACCUCUGUUUACUGCACGGCUGCUGCGAGGCAGUUUGUUGGUAUUUAACUGGCGAAGUGAUACAUGAUUUUGUGGUAUACCGAUGGUAGUCCUGAACAUGAGCAGGAAGAUAUCCAUACAGAUGUUCACCCCCACCCACCCACCUCAUUCUUGAGACCCUACAUAAAAAGCUGUUUUUGCCCAACAGCUUUCACUAUUUAUUGCAAGCGCUUAAGGAAAUGACGUCCUCCACACUUCCCUAGUUGUAAUUUGUCAUUCCAGGUGAAAGUGCCCGCUCACAGGUGCACAGUGUCUUCUCCUACUGAGGCACCAUCGCUGUGCCUGCUGUCCUCCACUGCCCAAUAAGAGCAUCGCCAGACGAUAACAUCCUCACUCAGUGGCUUAAUUAGAAACCCCCCCGUCCCCUCCCAAAUUUCACACAGCAUCAUUCAGAUCUUUAACCAUAAUCAAAUAUCACAUUACAGCAGCUCUAAAGCAGGGGGCGCUGUUUGAAUGAAUAUGAAUGAAACAAACAAGCUUUCCUUUUAUUUUAAUCUGAUUAUUCAUUAUAUUUUAUUUUUUCCUUUUUUUUUUGUUUUGUUUUUCGAGGUGCAGUUAGUACCUAGAGAUAAUAAAGAUUUGUCUCUUAUUAAAUAAAUGUGGAAAUCAAAUGAGUAAAAUAAAUUAAUAACUGAAAGGCUUUACAAACAAUUCCAGUAUGGUGGCACCGUACGUUUAUCAAAUCAACUUCUAGGUUGUCUCUCUUUAUUUUAUUUUUUUUUUCUUCUUCCUUUCAAAGAUCUCAGCAUUGUAGUUGUGGUAACCUUGGCAACUGCUUCUAUAGCUUUGCUUUGUCUGUUGACCUCAGCUGGAAAGAAAAAAAAAAAUCCAUCUCCAAAUUGAACAUGUUGGAACUAACUUUUAACAGUACUGUACUAAAAAAUGAAUAAAACAUGGUCAAAAACA
Messenger RNA from Mugil cephalus (flathead mullet), 3205 nucleotides. RefSeq names its product ubiquilin-4-like. Gene Ontology annotation, molecular function: polyubiquitin modification-dependent protein binding. The record is from RefSeq and is a predicted model, not a curated record. The coding region runs from base 46 to 1872 and encodes 608 amino acids. Gene Ontology annotation, biological process: ubiquitin-dependent protein catabolic process. Lineage: Eukaryota; Metazoa; Chordata; Actinopteri; Mugiliformes; Mugilidae. Gene Ontology annotation, cellular component: cytosol. The transcript is spliced from 10 exons.